AAAGAAAUAUUGCUUCUCAAAACUAAAUAAAUAAAUAAAUAAAUACUGAAUUUUCAACCAUUAAUAAAUAUAAACAGCGUUUGCGUGUGUGUACAACAACCCAACCAUUCAAGUACGUGGUACAUACCGCAAAAAUUACAAUAAAGUGAAUAACUAAGUGCAGCAGACGAUCAGAUCGGCUGAAUCAGAAAUGAACAGCGUUGACGGCGCACCCAAUGCCACGAUUUUAGCUGAGGGAGCCCCAACACGCGCGACAGUAACGACCGGCGAAACCAUAAAUAGUACUACUACAACUACUACUACUAAUGUCGCUGCUGUUGUGAGUGCGAAAACAACAGAGCCUACAACAAUAAUAGCGACAGCAACAACCAUAACGUCAAACGCAAUAAAAACAACAGCAGCAUUUGCUGAUGCAACCGACGACGACCGAUUCCACGAAAUCGAACCGAAAAAUGUAUCAGUUUGCGCCGUUGAAGAGCAGCCAUGGCAACGGCCUAAUGAAUCGCCAAUAAUGCCAAUAAAUGAAAAAACAAAUCCCAAAACAGUAGCAACACCAAUCGAAUCAGCAGCACCAGCACCAGCAACAAAACCAAUAAACACAAUGGGUAACACUAAAACAACAAAUAAUGAAACAUCAGACAACACAUCAGCAACAACACCAGUUAUGCAAGCAACACCAGUAACGACGGCCCCAGCACCAGAAACCGCACCGCCGACGACGGCAACCGAUACAACAAUAAAAAUUAAAAAUACAGAUGCCAAUGAUGUUGAAAUGACAGAUAUGGCAACCCCAGAGGGCAACAAUGGCGACAAUGCAAGCGAGUGCACAGCCUGCGAUAUCACCACCGCCGGCACUGCCGUCAUUGAUAACAAAGCCGACGACGAUGUUAAGCCACAACCACCAUUAUUGACAACAGCGGAAGGCGAUAAUUGGAAACUCAAUGAGAUGGAAUUGUGUCGCUGUUGUGGCAAGCCCAAUGUCACGCUCUAUGAUCUCUUUCCCAACGGCAAUGCAGACGUUAGCAGCAGCAGCGUUGAUGAUGAAGGGGAGAAGAAUGAGGGAAAGGCGGCGCAAGUUGGGGAAAAAGAGCAGAGCAAUGAAAUUCUAAACGCGGAUGCAGCAGCAGAUACUGAAAUACAAGUAUUGGAAAAAGAAUCAAACGAUGUUGUUGUGUAUGAUGUAGAGGACGCGCUGCAGGCGAGUGUAGUUGACACGAAGGCGAAAAAUGGAGCAGAAAUAAAGCAGAAAGCAACCACUGACGCGACCGGCUCAUCCGUCAAAGAUGCAACAAAAGCAACAACUAAUGACAAGUCGAAGAUCGAUUGCGAGACGGCGAACACACCAAAACUUUGUUAUCGUACAAUUGCUGCUUCUAUCGCUGCGGCGGCUGCAGCAGCCACAGCUACAACGUCCACAGAUACAGCUACAGCCAAUACCACGACCACUAGCGCCAGCGCCAGCGCGAUCAUACGUCAAAGCGACGAUCCCACCUGCCAAACAACCAAUGACCCAAUUAUUGAUGCUGCCACCAGCAAUGAUGUUGGUGAGUGUGGUCGUCGUCGUGGUGACGACGGUGAUGCUGUUGCUGAUCCUAAUGCCGCUCAAGCUGGUGCCGGUGCUACGCGUGUGAAAAAAUCUGCAACAGCAGACAUGGUUAAUGCUACUACGUCGAUGACGACGACUACCACGACGACGACGACAACGACAAAGAAACAUGCCGUUGAUGCUGCCAACAACAAUAGCAACGUCAAAGAGUCAAAUAACGCCAAUGGCCAGGGACAAAAUAGCGACGACAUGGAGAAUAUAUUGCAAGAGAUGCAAAUUUGGCAACUAUGG
Molecule: messenger RNA, 1837 nt
Organism: Rhagoletis pomonella (apple maggot)
Lineage: Eukaryota; Metazoa; Arthropoda; Insecta; Diptera; Tephritidae
Product: location of vulva defective 1-like
Cellular component (GO): nucleus
Molecular function (GO): zinc ion binding
Source: RefSeq, a predicted model, not a curated record